AUGGCAGAAUCCGAUUCUUCUGACUCUGACCUGCUGUGGUAUUUAGAGAAGCUCAGCAGAAAGGAAUGCCACAGUCUGAGGAACCUCCUGGGACAAGAAUGCAUGGAGAUUGGACUCCCGCCCAUCCCCAGGCUCGAGCUAAGCGAAGAAAAGCCAGACCUGGCCCACCAGUUGACAACAUCUUACGAGGCCCAGCACCUCUGGAACUUGAUGUACAACAUCUUCCACAAGAUCCCGCGGAAAGACCUCUGCGAGACCAUCAACGCGAGGCGGAACCGGAACAAAGAGGCACACAAGAUCCUCAUAAAGAAGAAACUCCAGGGGGAAAGGUGCCUUCGCAACCGCAUCCAUGACACAUUCUGUCAGGACAUGAUCCUAGAGCUCGUCGGCAAAUUCGACUUCGUCUUUCGCCACGUGAGUCUGGAGGCAUCCAAGGCCCUGAACGUGUUUCUGAUAGGGCAGCAAGCCUCUGGGAAGACGAUGGUCCUGAGAGGGGCGCUGUACGAGUGGGUCAAUGGCAACAUCUGGGCGGACGUGUUCUCCUACGUGAUUCACCUCCCUUCUCACGACCUCAACCAGAUGACCUCCGGCAGCUUGGUGGAGCUGAUCUCCAAGGACUGGCCCGAGGGCCAGGCUCCCGUGGCCGACAUCCUCUCCGAGCCGCAGAAGAUCCUGUUUGUCCUCGAGGACUUGGACGACGUGGACCUCACCUUCCGCAUCAGCCGGCAGGCUCUGUGCACCGACAGCAGGCAGCAGCUGUCGACGCCCGUGCUGGUGGCCAGUUUGCUGACGAGGAAGCUGGCCCCAGGCUGCCGCUUCCUCAUCACGUCGAGGCCCCAAGGCCAGGCCGUCACCUGGGAUCUCAUGAAGAAGACGGACACGCUCAUGACCCUGUCGUUCUCCCGUGAAAAGAGGCAGAAGUAUUUCACCUUGUUCUUCAGGGACGGCCAGCGGGCCGAGGCGGCCUUCCAGCUCGUGCAGAAGAACGAGCUCUUCUUGCACCUGUGCCAAGCCCCCAUCCUCUGCUGGGUCACCUGCGUCGCCCUGAGGCGGCAGAUGGACCAGGGGGCGGACCUGAAACGCUCGUGCCAAACGCUCACCGACAUCUACACUCAUUUCCUGGCUGACACGCUGACCUCCCAGGCUGCUGAGGGGCGCCCCCGGGUCCCCCUGCAAAGCCUCUGCUCAUUGGCCCUGGAAGGAUUGCUCCACAACACGCUGCACUUCACCGAGGAGGACCUCAGGAGCGUGGGGUUCAGCCAGGCCGACAUCUCCACGUUGCAGACCCUGGAGAUUCUGUGGCCCAGCAGCCACCUGAAAGGCCAUUACAGGUUCAUCCACACGAAAAUCCAGGAGUUCUGUGCGGCCGUAGGGUUCAUGCUGCCGCUGGCCGAGCGCGGGAUCCCCUCGGCCUGGGGCCGGUGGAAAGGGAAACGGGAGCUGUCCGAUGACCUCAGUGCGGUCAUUGCCUCCAUGUUGGGGCUCCUGAACAAGAAGAGGAGGCACACUUUCGAGACGGCCCUCGGCUGCCGCCUCCGGACAGACUCCGUCAGCCAGUACCUGCUCACGGAGAUGAGGAGUUUCGGUGAUAACGUGAAAGCCAUUGGGCACCACACACCUCUGUUUCACGGUCUCUUUGAGAACCAGGAGGAGGAAUACGUGAAACGGAUCCUGGACUCCUUUCUAGAAGCGGCUGUUUAUGUGAGAGACCACCGAGACCUGAUGGUGUCGUCCUACUGCCUGGGGCGCUGUCGUCGUCUACAGAAGCUGAAGCUGACGGUUCAAAACAUCUUUGAGAACAAGUCUAAUGAGCAACCAACUCCUAGGUUGACCUAUUUCUCGGUCGACACCAGGUUCGAAGACCUGUUCAAGGCAAUAGUUCACAACCGGAACCUGACGUGCCUUUGCCUGAGUUGCAUGCCCAUCUCUUUGAAGGUGUUCUCGCUUCUGCACCAGGUCUUCACCAAUCCGACGUGCAGCAUCCAGCACCUGAGCUUAAUGAAGUGUGAUUUGGAAGCCAGUGCCUACAAACAGCUCGCCUCUCUGCUCAUCAGCAGCAAGAACCUGAAGAAACUGACCUUGUCCAAAAAUGCGCUGAGCAGGGACGGGAUGAAAAUCUUCUGUGACGCUUUGUUCCAUCCAAACUGUGUUCUUGAGUCGCUGGUGUUGCUCUUCUGUUCUCUCACAUUACGUUCUUUAAGCUUAAUCGCAAAAAGUCUCGUCCUCACCGAAACUCUGAAGCAUCUGGAUGUGAGCGUGAAUAACAUACGAGAUAACGGAGUGCUGGUGUUGAUGAUGGCCCUGGUGUUCCCAACCUGUUCGGUGAGAGAGCUGGAGAUAUCCGGCUGCUUUUUCACGGCUAAGGGCUGUGAGUACAUGGUCUAUGUGCUGCAAAAUAACCCCAACCUGCAGAGCCUGGAGCUCGGGAGCAAUAACAUCGGGGACGCGGGAAUGGAGCUGCUGUGUGGGGCUAUGAGACAUCCAAACUGCAAUUUGGAGAACAUCGGGCUGGAAGAGUGUAUGCUCACCGGUGCCUGCUGCGCAGCCCUCGCCUCCGUUCUCAGCAGCAGCAAAACUCUGAAAAAAAUCAACCUGCUUGGAAAUAAGUUGGGCGACGAAGGAAUUGUGCACCUUCUCGAGGGCUUGGCUCACCCAGAUUGUGUCCUUCGGACAGUCGGGCUCGACAUAAAGGAUCUGAACGCAGAAACCAUGACGUUGUUCACGACCGUCACACAAAAAACCUCCCACCUGCACGUCACGGACCAAUCCUGGGCGAAGAAGGAAGGCAGGGAAGUCAGCUGUAACCUGGGGGACGUAAGCCUUUCUCGGUCCGUCCUGCGGCUGCCCGACCUGCCCUGGCAUUUCCCCUCCUCAGACUCCAGAGGAAAUCAGCCACCGCUCUGAGGACCUGCCUCCGUCCUGCCCUCCCCACAAAGUGUGGGGCAUGAAUUCCCAUCGCGGCUGGGAUGCAGGAGAACGGGUUACGGGUUCUUGUCCAUAUCUGUUUGGGGACUUGAUGGAGUCAACCACUUUCUCUAUAAGCUCCCACACUGUCCACAGGAGCAGUAAAAGCACUCUGCGAAGUAAUAAAAGGUCACAAUGCAUCGGGAACAAGUCCCCUUCUAUCGGGGGCCGUGUGGAGCCACUGAUUGGAGACCCUGGUCCCUUCACUCCUGUCCAGUGG
This is a messenger RNA of Eptesicus fuscus (big brown bat), 3184 nucleotides long. It is a transcript of the gene NLRP11, whose product is annotated as NLR family pyrin domain containing 11. Lineage: Eukaryota; Metazoa; Chordata; Mammalia; Chiroptera; Vespertilionidae. Gene Ontology annotation, biological process: regulation of inflammatory response. Gene Ontology annotation, cellular component: cytoplasm. Gene Ontology annotation, molecular function: protein binding. The coding region runs from base 1 to 2904 and encodes 967 amino acids. The record is from RefSeq and is a predicted model, not a curated record. The transcript has 8 exons.